AUGCCUGCUAACGGAAAUGCUGCUCGGUCUGCUCUCCCGAAAGGGCACUUCCUCUUCACUUCCGAGUCUGUUGGUGAAGGACACCCUGACAAAAUAUGUGACCAGGUCUCCGACGCCAUCCUUGAUGCCUGCCUUGAACAAGACCCAUGGUCCAAGGUUGCUUGCGAAACUGCUUCCAAGACGGGUAUGAUCAUGGUCUUUGGUGAAAUCACCACCAAGGCCAGCCUCGACUACCAACAAAUCAUCCGUAACACUAUCAAGGACAUUGGUUAUGAUGACUCCUCGAAGGGUUUCGACUACAAGACUUGCAACAUUCUUGUUGCUAUUGAGCAGCAAUCACCCGAUAUUGCUCAGGGUUUGGAUCAUGGUGACCUCGAGAGCCACGGUGCUGGUGACCAGGGCAUAAUGUUCGGCUACGCAACCGACGAGACUGCAGACUACAUGCCCUUGACGGUUAGUCUGGCGCACGCGCUCAACCGAGCGAUGGCCAAUGCUCGUCGUGAUAAAACCAUUCCGUGGCUUCGUCCUGACACCAAGACCCAAGUGACGAUUGAGUACAAAAAGGAUGGUGGUGCUACUAUCCCCCUCCGUGUCGACACCGUCGUUAUCUCUGCUCAGCACGCAGAAGAGGUGACUCUGGUCGAGUUGCAGAAAGAGCUCCUUGAGAAGGUCAUUAAGAAGACCAUCCCGGCUCACCUGCUUGAUAACCGAACAAUCUACCAUAUUAACCCCAGCGGUCGCUUUGUCAUUGGUGGACCUCAGGGAGAUGCUGGUCUGACUGGUCGUAAGAUCAUUGUCGACAGCUACGGUGGCUGGGGAGCACACGGCGGUGGUGCUUUCUCCGGGAAAGACUUCUCCAAGGUCGAUCGUUCAGCGGCGUACACUUCCCGGUGGAUUGCCAAGUCCCUGGUUGCUGCUGGCCUUGCACGCAGAUGUCUUGUUCAAGUAUCGUACGCUAUUGGUGUUGCUGAGGCUUUAUCGGUUUACGUUGAUACCUACGGAACCGGUAAGAAGUCAGAUGAAGAGCUCGUUGAGGUCAUUCGCAAGAAUUUCGAUCUCCGACCUGGUGUUAUGGUUCGUGAACUUCAGCUUCAGCGACCACAAUACCGACAGACCGCUUGCUAUGGUCACUUUGGUAACCCCAGCUACUCUUGGGAGAAGCCCAAACAGCUCAACCUCUAG
Messenger RNA from Marasmius oreades (fairy-ring Marasmius), 1182 nucleotides. It is a transcript of the gene ETH1, whose product is annotated as S-adenosylmethionine synthase. Gene Ontology annotation, cellular component: cytosol. The transcript is spliced from 7 exons. Gene Ontology annotation, biological process: S-adenosylmethionine biosynthetic process. Bases 1 to 1182 code for a protein of 393 amino acids. The record is from RefSeq and is a predicted model, not a curated record. Lineage: Eukaryota; Fungi; Basidiomycota; Agaricomycetes; Agaricales; Marasmiaceae. Gene Ontology annotation, molecular function: methionine adenosyltransferase activity; ATP binding.